GCGCACAAUUUUUGUUUAUUUAGUUAAGCAUAAUAAAUGGAUUCUCUGUCUACUGUAAGACAUUGGGUUGUUGUGUACUUACUUGCCUUCCUGUUUUCAUGGCUGUAUAUCUUGAAGUUUUUAAUUGAAGUGUGGAAACAUCGUAAUUCAAAAGAGUCAUCCACAAUAAAGGAAGCACCAAGUUGUCUAAACAACCCAGACUUUGGAACGCAUCAGACCGUUACACUCAAAGGGCAGUAUAAUCUCAAUAUUCAUUAUGUAGCAAAUGGUUUGAGGGAAAAACCCUUGAUGUUAUUUCUUCAUGGUUUUCCAGAUUUUUGGUACGGAUGGAGAUAUCAGCUGAAAGAAUUUUCCAAGGAUUACUAUGCAGUAGCUAUUGAUCUUCCAGGGUAUGGCGAAUCAAGCAAACCUGAUGAAGUUUCCAAAUACAGCAAAGAAGAGCUAGCAAGGGAUGUAAAAGAAUUUAUAACAGAACUUGGUUAUUCAUCUUGUGUUUUGGUUGGACAUGAUUGGGGUGGUAUUAUAUCUUACAAAUUUGCUGCAGAUUAUCCCGAAAUGGUUGACAAGCUAAUUAUCAUAAACAGUCCCCAUCCUGCAGCUUUUAGAAAAGGAAUGAAAACGUUGAAGCAGUUGUUGAUGUCAAGCUACAUUUUCUUCUUUCAGCUUCCAUGCAUUCCGGAUUAUAUGUUGUCUGCUGGAGGUGCUGCCUCAUUAGAUGGCUUGCGUGAUGAAAAAGUUUUCAAAAAUAUAGAAAACUUUACAGAAGAGGAUCUGAAAGCUUAUAAGUUUACGUUCCAAAGAGGUGGCUUUACUGGACCGUUAAACUACUAUCGCAUGUUGUUUGAAAUACCAAAGGUGAAACCAGUUCGUAUGCAAAUGACAAUGCCAUCAAUUAUUAUUUGGGGAGUGGAUGACAGAGCAUUGGGUACAUCACUUGCAACGUUGUCGUCUAACUAUUUUGAUCAGGUGGAGCUGAAAUACAUCGAUCGAGCCUCGCAUUGGCCACAUGUUGAUCAACCUGAGACAGUCAACAAACACAUAAGUGAAUUUCUUCAACAAACUGAAUAAGGUUAAAAUGUAUACAGUAAUGUCUUUCAAUGACUGAAUACAGAAUUACCUUGAAACAUGUUCUGACUGUUAUUUAAUUUUGUUCAGUUGUUGUGCAUCUUUAUAAUUCUUACGAAGUUGCUAUGGGAAUAGUCCUGAAGCGGUUGUCAUUCAAGCUGAAAGAUUCUUUGUCUUUUUAAGGCUUGGAUUUCUUAAUUUUAAAUCUUGACACUGAAAUAUUCUUAUUUUUAUUGAGAUUUAAAACUUGAAGGGAUUUUCUUGUUUUUUUUUGUUAUUUAAAAAGGAGUAUUCUAUUUAUGUAAAAUAUUCUUAUGUUUUUUUGAGAUAAAAAUAAGGCCAUUGGCCAUUAAUUGGC
Hydractinia symbiolongicarpus is the source of this 1423-nucleotide messenger RNA. RefSeq names its product epoxide hydrolase 4-like. The transcript has 5 exons. Gene Ontology annotation, molecular function: hydrolase activity. The record is from RefSeq and is a predicted model, not a curated record. The coding region runs from base 37 to 1068 and encodes 343 amino acids. NCBI's taxonomy places the organism in Eukaryota, Metazoa, Cnidaria, Hydrozoa, Anthoathecata, Hydractiniidae.